AUGUUCUAUGGACCAUAUGAAGAUGAGGAGCCUCUUUAUAGAAACCAAUUCCUGAAUUUUCCAAUCAAAGACAUAUUUUCAUCCUUUGGAAUGAAAUCUGGAUACUUCAAGGAGAUGUCCCAAGUGAUUGAUGAUAAAUACAAAAGAAGAGCAACAUACAAUUUCCUGAAGCUGCAUUCCAUCAAUGACAAGAGAUUUCAAGUGUCAGGAGAAAUGGAAGAUGCUAUUGAGGCAAAAAAUGAACAAGAUCUUGCAGCUAUUGAAAAUGAGUUCUCAGAAUUGAACCUGAGAGAGACAAUUUUCAAAAAUACUGGAUUUAUAGAUAUGUUAGAGGAUGAAUUAGCUUCAAAGGAAAUUUUGCUCAAGAAAAAUAUGGGAUAG
Messenger RNA from Puccinia graminis f. sp. tritici CRL 75-36-700-3, 381 nucleotides. RefSeq lists its product as uncharacterized. The record is from RefSeq and is a predicted model, not a curated record. The coding region runs from base 1 to 381 and encodes 126 amino acids. NCBI's taxonomy places the organism in Eukaryota, Fungi, Basidiomycota, Pucciniomycetes, Pucciniales, Pucciniaceae. The transcript has 3 exons.